AUGCGAAUAGGAACUUGGAAUGUCAACAGCUUUGUCAACAAGACCUCGGAAGUUACAUCAGAGAUGGCUAGGUUCAACCUAGAUAUAGUUGUUCUUUCUGAAACGAAGAAGAAAGGGAGAGGAAGUGAACAUCUCGACAACUUCCUUCACUUCUGGUCUGGGAUAGAUAAGGCAAAACGAGCUCAAGCUGGAGUAUCGGUACUGAUUGCGAAAAAAUUAUCUAAAUUUUACAAGAAUUACAACGCUGUUAACGAAAGAAUAGUAACUGUCACCUUGACCAUUUUCGGAUUGGAAACCGUAAUAAUAGGUACUUAUGCGCCCACAGAUGAAUCAAACCAAGCGGAAAAAGACUCUUAUUAUGCUGCACUCUCAAAAGUCCUCACAGAAAUAAAACCGAGCCAGGAAGUCUUAAUCAUGGGAGACCUUAACGCAAGAAUUGGUAAGAAAGAAGAUAGCAAAGUGGUUGGAAAACACGGGGAGGACGUCCUUAAUGAUUCUGGAGAGAGGUUAAUUGACUUUUGCGAACUGAAUGGUCUACGUGUACUUAACGGCUUCUUCCCACACAAAUUGAUUCAUCGAUACACCCGAGAGAGGCCCUCUCUGCAACAAAAAUCUAUAAUUGAUUAUACGAUUGCUAAACAAAUAUCGAAACUCAAAUUCAAAGACUGCAGAGUUAAGAGAGGAGCAAAUUGUGGAUCCGACCACCGUCUGGUCGUUGCAGAAUUAGUAGUACCUUUCCAGAGCAGAGCCAAAAGUAUAGAAUACACAACAUCACAAGAACUGGAAAUUGAAGAAUCUGAGCGUAUUAAGUACAAGCUUCAUUUACUACACGAUGCCAGUAUUAAAUGGUUAUACCAGAGAAGAUUAGAUGUAGCCCUAGAGGAAGUGAAAGCCCGUAACGAUGUAGAACUAGAGUAUACCAACCUAAAAACCCUAAUUAAAAAAGUAGCUUUCGAAGUUUUAGGUGAACUGAACAUGCAGAAAAAAAAGAUGAACCAGCUUGGAUAA
This is a messenger RNA of Sitophilus oryzae (rice weevil), 1008 nucleotides long. Its product is annotated as craniofacial development protein 2-like. Gene Ontology annotation, cellular component: nucleus. The transcript has a single exon. The coding region runs from base 1 to 1008 and encodes 335 amino acids. Gene Ontology annotation, molecular function: catalytic activity. Gene Ontology annotation, biological process: chromatin remodeling. The record is from RefSeq and is a predicted model, not a curated record. NCBI's taxonomy places the organism in Eukaryota, Metazoa, Arthropoda, Insecta, Coleoptera, Curculionidae.